This is a messenger RNA of Aspergillus wentii DTO 134E9, 1512 nucleotides long. Its product is annotated as putative MFS transporter. Gene Ontology annotation, biological process: transmembrane transport. Gene Ontology annotation, molecular function: transmembrane transporter activity. The record is from RefSeq and is a predicted model, not a curated record. The transcript is spliced from 4 exons. NCBI's taxonomy places the organism in Eukaryota, Fungi, Ascomycota, Eurotiomycetes, Eurotiales, Aspergillaceae. The coding region runs from base 1 to 1512 and encodes 503 amino acids.
AUGCUACGCCUAGAAAAGAGUGACAGCGAAUAUUUCGAGCAAGCAGAUGAAGAAAAGCAAAAGUCUUUUAGCGACAUUGCUGCGGACUUCUUAUCCCAAACUCAUCAAGACUAUCUCAUUCAGCGCCAUGGAACCUUGGAGCUGGAUCCCAUACCCAGCAUGUCGGAUGCUGAUCCAUACAACUGGCCUACCUGGAAGAAACUGAUCAACCUAAUCCUCGUCGCCUUCCACGCUUGCAUGGGAACCUUCACUGCGGCAAGCAUCAUCCCAGCAUAUGAAACUAUCGCCGAAGAUCUUGGAGUAUCGUUACAAAGAGCAAGCUAUCUCACUUCUCUUCAGAUUGCUAUCCUGGGAGGUGCCCCUUUGUUAUGGAAACCUUUGUCGAAUCGGUUCGGUCGUCGCCCGGUCUUCCUCUUGUCCACAAUCCUGAGUUUGUUUUGCAACGUUGGAUGCGCAAAAAGCCCAACAUAUACUUCUAUGGCCGCGUGCCGAGCUCUGACUGCCUUUUUCAUCUCCCCUGCUUCUGCCAUUGGGAGUGCGGUGGUGGCUGAAACCUUUUUCAAACGAGAGCGAGCUAAGUACAUGGGUAUCUGGACACUACUGAUUACACUGGGUGUUCCAGUUGGGCCCUUUAUUUUUGGAUUUGUCGCCUAUCGUGUGGGCUAUCGGUGGAUCUUUUGGGUCCUCGCCAUGACAAAUGCCGCUCAGUUUAUUUUAUACAUCUUCUUUGGCCCCGAGACGCGCUACCUUGGUGGUAGUAACCAAAGCCAGGCGUCUGACCUGAAGGCCCAAUACUUUUCAUUCCACCGAAUUGAUCCUAGUCCACUGAGACUCAGCGAGUUCUUCCACCCGUUGGCCUUGUUCAUGAAACCAACCGUCUUAAUCCCGGCUGUUGCCUACGCCAUGGUCUUCCUGUUCGGAAGUGUUCUCAUUACUGUUGAAGUACCUCAGCUUUUACAAGCCAAAUUUGGUCUCAACACCCAACAACUGGGUCUUCAGUUUCUCGGAGUGAUUAUUGGAUCCGUCCUUGGUGAGCAAGUAGGGGGUUCAAUGUCCGACUUUUGGAUGAACCAUCGCGCACGCAAAAUCCAGCAACGGCCUGAACCAGAAUAUCGUCUCUGGUUGAGCUAUCCAGGUACCCUUCUCGCAAUAGCUGGCACCGUUGUUUUCUUGGUCUGCACCGAACAAGCACCCGGGCACUGGGUUGUACCACCCAUCAUUGGCACUGGCAUUUCGGCCUUUGGAAAUCAGAUUGUCACAACGGUAAUGAUCACGUAUGCUGUUGAUUCUUACCCCCAAGAUGCAGGAAGUGUAGGAGUUUUUAUUACUUUUGUCCGACAGAUUUGGGGAUUCAUUGGUCCGUUUUGGUUCCCUGAUAUGUUCGAUACUGUCGGAGUAGCAGCUAGCUCGGGCAUUGCGUGUGCACUUUUGGUGGUGUUUAGUUUGCUGCUUACUAUCCCCGUGCAUGCUAUGGGGAGGAAAUGGCGAGCUUCCAACAAAGUGGAUCAGUGA